Molecule: messenger RNA, 1208 nt
Organism: Nymphaea colorata (pocket water lily)
Lineage: Eukaryota; Viridiplantae; Streptophyta; Magnoliopsida; Nymphaeales; Nymphaeaceae
Product: photosystem I chlorophyll a/b-binding protein 6, chloroplastic
Exons: 5
Coding region: 92-913 (273 amino acids)
Biological process (GO): photosynthesis, light harvesting in photosystem I; response to light stimulus
Cellular component (GO): membrane
Source: RefSeq, a predicted model, not a curated record
CUUCUACCCAACGAGAUAAUCAUUCUUCUUCCGAGGGAGGGAGAGGGGAGACAGAGAGAGGGAGCGAGAGGGAGAGACAGAGAGGGAGGCAAUGGCAUCAGUUGCAACCAUGUCCAUUCUGAACUCAGCACCACCAAUAAGGUACACUAACAAAGUCAAUGUCCCAUUCGUGCAUAGGGAGGUGAUCAACAUAAGCUCAUCAUCAAAGACAUUCAAGAUUUUUUCAAGAUUAAAGAAUAAGGUGGCUGCAACGAAGGGGGUCUCUGCCGUAUGUGAACCCCUUCCUCCAGAUAGGCCACUAUGGUUCCCAGGAAGCUCCCCACCUCCAUGGCUUGAUGGCAGCCUCCCUGGUGAUUUUGGUUUUGAUCCGCUUGGGUUAGGUUCGGACCCAGAGCUGCUGAAAUGGUUCGCCCAGGCUGAGCUUAUGCAUGGCCGAUGGGCCAUGUUGGGUGUCUUUGGAAUUCUUGUCCCAGAAGUGCUACAGAACCUCGGCUUCAUCGACGAAUUCUCAUGGUACACUGCAGGAGAGCAAACUUACUUUGCCGAUACGUGGACCCUGUUUAUAACCCAAAUGGUGCUCAUGGGCUGGGUAGAGGGUAGGCGAUGGGCUGACAUGCUCAACCCUGGCUGCGUCGACAUCGAGCCCAAGUAUCCAACCAAGAAAGGCUACAAACCUGAUGUGGGUUACCCAGGCGGGCUAUGGUUUGACCCAUGGAUGUGGGGCAGAGGGUCGCCUGAACCAGUCAUGGUGCUGAGGACCAAGGAGAUCAAGCAUGGGAGGCUGGCCAUGCUAGCCUUUGUUGGCUUCUGGUUCCAGGCAGUCUAUACAGGCGGAAGCCCAUUGGACAACCUGAUGGCACACUUAGCUGAUCCUGGCCAUGCCAACAUCUUCUCAGCUCUGUCAUCUCAAUGAUGCUGGUGUAAAUGUUGCAUUUGGAGAUGCAUGUUUAUAAGCAUGGUAAGGCGAAAUUCAAUUGUCCUAUCACGAUGAUCAUGAUGGCUUCCUUAUUCAAAAUCAAAAUCAAUUGGUUCUCUCUGUAGCCCUUUUUCUUCCUUUUUUCCCCCUUUUUUUGGGGAAAUCUUUUACUUAUUUUCCUUGUAUUGGCAAGGGUGUGGUAACAACAAAAAAAAAUACCCUUGACAGGGUUAACAAGAGUUGGAAAAUAACGUUUGCAGUUGUUGAGUCUAAAAAGAAAGCUAUUAGUCAA